This is a messenger RNA of Pyricularia grisea, 297 nucleotides long. RefSeq lists its product as uncharacterized. The transcript has 2 exons. The record is from RefSeq and is a predicted model, not a curated record. NCBI's taxonomy places the organism in Eukaryota, Fungi, Ascomycota, Sordariomycetes, Magnaporthales, Pyriculariaceae. The annotation marks the transcript as partial. Gene Ontology annotation, molecular function: heme binding; oxidoreductase activity, acting on paired donors, with incorporation or reduction of molecular oxygen; monooxygenase activity.
GACGCCAUGAUAUCCUCUACCGCCGGCGUGUACUUCACUACCUCUCUCUUCAAUUUUGGGCUGGUUUUGUUAGGGCUCAUACUUGUCUGCAAGUUGGCGAGCGUGGUGCCUUUCCUAAGACUUGGCGGUUGGUUGUCUUUUGUUAGACGGAGGAAGCUUCCUUUGCCGCCAGGACCACCGAGGAGCUUUUUCCUUGGUCACUACCGAACAGUGCCAUUUGAUGCCCCCUUCAAAAAGUAUGCAGAGUGGGGCAAACAAUACCAAUCGGAUGUGCUUUACUUCUCAGCAUUUGGCAAG